UAAUUACGGUGGAGUCUCUGUAGACGGUCAGGGGCUUCUGUGUGCGGUGUUGGGAGCGAGGAGACAGGCUAAGAGGCGCAAGAGGAGGCUCUGUGCGCACUGAACCGGGGCGGUUUUGAGGGUCAGGGACAGACCCUUGCAGUGUACGUGCAGAGUGGGACCCGGUCGGUCGACUGUCGCCACUCCUUUCCGUCCAGAAGUUCCGAUGGUGGCGCCUGCGCUGAGGGACCAGGCUCAGGGCAGUGUGACCUUUGAGGAUGUUGCCGUGUACUUCUCCUGGGAGGAAUGGUGUCUUCUUGAUGAGGUUCAGAUACACCUGUACCUUGAUGUCAUGCUGGAGAACUUUGCACUUGUAUGCAUGCUGGGUUCUUGGCACCAGGUCGAGGAUGAAGAGACACCUUCUGAACAGAGCGUAUCUGCAGGAGUGUCACAGAUCAGGACUUCCAGCGCAGGUUCAUCUCCUGAGAAGGCCCAGCCCUGUAAGAUGUGCCUCCCAGUCUUGAGAGACAUUUUGCACUUGGCUGAAGAGCAAGGAACAAAUAGAGGGCAGAAAGCAUACACAUGUGGGGCAUGUGGGAAACAGUUCUAUUUCACUGCAAACCUUCAAGAGCACCAGAAGCAGCACAUUAGAGAGAAACCCUUCAGCUGUGAUAUGGGGAGACCCGCAUUUUUCAAAAGCUGCACAAUCCAUGCAACAGGGAAUCUCUCUACCUACAUGGAGAUUGGGAACAACUAUGUGGCCAAAAUUGGACUUCAGAAACAGGUUACUAAUACCAGGAAGAAACUGAACAACAGUAAGGUGUGUGAAGCUGUUUUUGACAGUGGAAAAUGUCAUCACAGCUGUGGAGAAGGCGACAAAUUCUCCAGCCACACAGAAAUACUUGUUCAGUCUGAGACAGUCCUCACUCGUGAAAGGUUUUGUGAAUGCAGCAACUGUGGGAAAGCCUGCACCCAAAGAAGUAACCAUAGUCAGCACCAGAAGGUUCACACUGGAGAAAGGUCUUAUGAAUGCAGCCAAUGUGGAAAAUUUUUUACCCACAAAUCUAGUUUCCUUACACAUCAGAGAGUUCACAGUGGGGAAAGGCCUUAUGAGUGCAGUGAAUGUGGAAAAUCUUUUACUACUAGGUCUGGCCUCUAUUAUCAUCUGCGAGUUCACACUGGAGAAAGGCCUUAUGAGUGCAAUGAAUGUGGGAAAUCUUUUAGUAAUAGGUCAAUCCUUUGUAAUCAUCAGAGAGUUCACAGUGGAGAAAAGCCUUUUGAGUGCAGUGAAUGUGGGAAAUUCUUUAGCCGAAAUGGACACCUCAGUGCCCAUAAGAAAGUUCAUACUGGAGAAAAGCCUUAUGAAUGCAAUAAAUGUGGAAAAUUUUUUACUGCUAAGACGAGCCUUCAUUACCAUCAGCGAAUUCACAGUGGAGAAAAGCCUUAUGAGUGUAGUCAAUGUGGGAAAUCUUUUACUACUAGCUCUGGUUUCUAUUAUCAUCAGAGAGUUCACAGUGGAGAAAGGCCUUAUGAGUGCAGUGAAUGUGGGAAAUCUUUUACUAGUAGUUCUGGUCUCUAUUAUCAUCAGAGAGUUCACAGUGGAGAAAGGCCUUAUGAGUGCAGUGAAUGUGGGAAAUCUUUUACUACUAGUUCUGCUCUCUAUUAUCAUCAGAGAGUUCACAGUGGAGAAAGGCCUUAUGAGUGCAGUGAAUGUGGGAAGUGUUUUACUGGUAGCUCGAGCCUUAAUCGUCAUCAGAGGGUUCACAGUGGAGAAAGGCCUUAUGAGUGCAUUGCAUGUGGGAAAUGUUUUAGUAUUAUAUCUGAUCUUUAUGUUCAUCAGAGAAUUCACACAGGAGAAAGGCCUUAUAAGUGCAAUGAAUGUGGGAAAUGUUUUACUGAUACGUCAAGCCUUCGUCGUCAUCAGAGAGUUCACACUGGAGAAAGGCCUUAUGAGUGUACUGAAUGUGGGAAAUGCUUUAGCCGAAGACAGCUCCUCUAUAUCCAUAGGAAAAUCCACACUGGAGAAAAGCCUUCAUACACAUGUGGGGCAUGUGGGAAACAGUUCUAUUUCACUGCAAACCUUCAACAGCACCGGAAGCAGCACAUUAGAGAGAAACCUUUCCGAUGUGAUUGCAGCAAAUGUGGGAAAGCCUGCACCAAAAGUUGUAAUCUUAUGCAGCACCAGAGAGUUCACACUGGAGAGAAGCCUUAUGAGGGCAGCGAAUGUGGAAAAUCCUUUAGCCGAAGCCACCACCUCAGUGUGCAUAGGAAGAUCCACACCGGAGAGAAGCCUUAUGCAUGCAAGAAAUGUGCUAAAUCUUUUCUCCAAAGGUCCAGCUUCAUUCAACAUCUGAGAGUUCACACUGGAGAAAAGCAUUAUGAAUGCAGUGAAUGUGGAAAAUCUUUUAGCAAAAAGUCCAAUUUCCUUCAACAUAAGAGAGUUCAUACUGGAGAAAGGCCUUAUGAGUGCAGUGAAUGUGGGAAAUCCUUUAUCCAUAGAUGUCAACUUUUUAUACACCAGAGAGUUCACACAGGAGAAAGGCCUUAUGAGUGCAGUGAAUGUGGGAAAUCCUUUAUUCAUAGAUGUCAACUUCUUAUACACCAGAGAGUUCACACAGGAGAAAGGCCUUAUGAGUGCAGUGAAUGUGGGAAAUCUUUUACAGUUAGGUCUGUCCUGCAAAAUCAUCAGAGAAUUCAUACUGGAGAGAGGCCUUAUGAGUGCAGCCAAUGUGAGAAAUCCUUUAUCCAUAGAUGUCAACUUCUUAUACACCAGAGAGUUCACACAGGAGAAAGACCUUAUGAGUGCAGUGAAUGUGGGAAAUCUUUUACAGCUAGGUCUGCCCUCCAAAAUCAUCAGAGAAUUCAUACUGGAGAGAGGCCUUAUGAAUGCAGCCAAUGUGGGAAAUCCUUUAUCCAUAGAUGUCAACUUCUUAUACACCAGAGAGUUCACACAGGAGAAAGGCCUUAUGAGUGCAGCCAAUGUGGGAAAUCUUUUACAGCUAGGUCUGGCCUCCGAAAUCAUCAGAGAGUUCAUACUGGAGAAAGACCUUAUGAGUGCAGUGAAUGUGGGAAAUUGUUUAUUGUUAUUUCUGGCCUUAUUAAACAUCAGAGAGUUCACACAGGAGAAAGGCCUUAUGAGUGUAAUGAAUGUGGGAAAUCUUUCACUGCGAGAGCUGGCCUCCAAAAUCAUCAGAGAAUUCACACGGGAGAAAGGCCUUAUGAGUGUAAGGAAUGUGGGAAAUCUUUUACUGCGAGAUCUGGCCUCCAAAAUCAUCAGAGAGUUCACACAGGAGAAAGGCCUUAUGAGUGUAUGGAAUGUAGGAAAUCUUUUACUUCUAGGUCUGGCCUCCGAAAUCAUCAGAGUGUUCAUACUGGAGAAAGGCCUUAUGAGUGCAGUGAAUGUGGAAAAUCUUUUAGCCAAAGACAAAUCCUCAGUACCCAUAGGAAAAUCCAUACUGGAGAAAGGCCUCAUGAGUGCAAAGAAUGUGGUAAAUCUUUUAUCCAAAAGUGCAGCUUAAUUCAUCAUCAGAGAGUUCACCGUGGAGAAAACGCCCUAUGAAUGCAGCCGAUAAGGACGCCACUGGGGUUUGGAGGAGUUUGACAUGGUAACAGAAUGGGAGGAACAGGUGCAGUCAUCGUGCAACAGAUGGACAAUUUCUAGAGCGGAAACUCAAGGUGAGAGAAGGGGUGUCAUCUGCUUGUGAACUCCCAGCAAUGGACAGGGAUUUAGGAUACAGUGCUAGGUUGACUGGUUCAGGCCAUGAGGAGUCUGGUCACAGCACUCCACUUUCACUCCCUACCCUGCUUUGGGGACUCAAAGAACACUUUGUCCAUUCGGACACCCUCUUGUCGCCCCCACACAGACACAAAGAGGCCUGCUUAGGACACCCCCUCCUCCCCGCAUGUGACUUGACAGGACUGUCGUUUCACUGGGAACAAAUAUUGAUGGCUUUCCUAUGAAUGAUCCAACUUAUGUACCCGAUAAUGAUCUGGUCCUGCUAACUCCAUACCACAGGUUUUCAGUGGAUGUGGGGCAGCCAAAUUCGAGGAACAGACUCUACCUUGGGAUGUGGAUGUGACCCAGUCCCAGGACAGAGAAGACUAAUCAAUAUAGAAUGCCACAUUAACAGAAGGAAGGAUGAAAAAUAACAUGAUCAUCUCAGUAGACAGAGAAGAAGCAUUUGACAAAAUUCAGCAUCCAUUCAUGAUGAAAACCCAUACAGGUGGGUAUAGAGGGAACAUAUCUCAAUAAAGGCCAUUUAUGACAAACCCACAGCAAACAUCAUACUGGUGGAAAGCUGAAAGGCUUUUUCCUAAAUUCAGGAAGAAGAGAAGGAUGCCCAUUCCCAAAACUUCUAUCUCACAUAGUAUUGGAAGUCCUAGCCCCAGCAAUCAGACAAGCAAAAGCAUCCAAAUUGGAAGGUAAGAGGUAAAACAGUAUUUUCAGAUAACGUGAUACUUUAUAUAGAAAACCCUAGUGUCCACCUCAAAACUUUUAGAACUAAUUAAAGAAUUCAGUAAAGCUAUAGGAUAUAGUACAAAUAUACAGACAUCUGUUGCAUUUCUAUACACUAAUAAUGAACUAUCAGAAAAAGUAAAAAAAUUAAAUUGCUUCAGAUUGCAUCAGAAAGAAUAAAAUACCUAGUAGCAAAUUAACUGAGGGCUUGAAAGACAUAUAUUCAAUAAACUAUAAAACAUUGAUGAAGAUUGAAGAUAAAGAAAUGGAAAGAUAUCCUGUGCUCUUGCAUUGGAAGAAUUAAGAUUGUUACAAUGACAAUACUAUGCAAAGCAAUCGUGAAAUGGACAGAAGACAUAAUGGAGUUAGAAAAACUAUCCGAAGUGAUGCAAAUGAAGAACACACGUCUAUUGUCAUAUGUGUUCAGUGUCUCAAGAAAUAUAGCAGCAAUCUUGUGAGUAAGGCAUAUUCUAGUAAAUGGGAUAUAUUCAUGUCCAAGACAUAAAAAGGAGUCAGUUCUUAUGGAAGGAAUAUUGUAGUUGAUGGAAACUGCACCUAGGUAAUUAGAUUUCAUGGAAUAUUAGAAUGAGAUGUUCCUAUAAAAGGGAGAAAAAGAGCAAGUUACAGUUGAGGAAAAACGGGGGUUUGGGAUGGGUUGAAAGAGUAAAUAGAGUGUCCAGAGUAGGACUUUAGUGAAGGUGGACAGUUGUGGAAAUACUGUGUUAAGGACAGCUUGCUUUCCUCUUUUCCAAUUUUUACAUGUUCAUUUUCUUUACUGUAUUAGAGAGGACCUCUGGCAUAUUAGGGAAUACCAGUGUAAGGCAGUGAACUGCCAUCCUACUGAUCUCAAGCAUCCUAUUUUUUUCCUUUAUAUCUAGUCUUUUCAGUCCAGAACCAUAUAAAGUCGCACAAAUUACAUUUAUUUCUCACCUCUCUUUAAUGUCCAUUCUGACACAAUCUCUCUGAUUCCUUCAAGUUGUUUUCCCUUGGUAUCUUUUACACAAUACAUGACAAUUUGUAAAAUUUCCCUCACUUGGUAUACAGUAAGAUAUCCUUAUAAAUAGAUUCAGAUUAUGUGGUUUAUUGUUUUUAUUGUUGCUGUUUUGCUCCCAUCCAAGAUAAUACAAAAGUGCUGCCUUGUCCUUUUCAGUGUACCAUAUCAGGAAACAAGAUGUCUGUUUUCCAGUAUUGGCAGUGUUUCCUUUGAUCACUUCUUUAUGGUGAUAUGCUUUGGAUUUUUUUCCUAUUACUCUGAGAGGCUGAAGAAGGGGUGUAGCAAGACACUGUGAUCAUCUAUUUGUUUCUAAAUCUCUCUGGCUUCUGUGUGGAGAGUGAACUUAGGAGGGAAGAACUGAUGUAGGAGAGAGGACAGAAUCCUUUGUUUAGUUGGGAGCCCUUUGAUGAUGGACCAGCCCAGGAUGGUGGCAUUGGAGAUGGUGAGGACAGGAUGACCUGGGACACAUUAGGAGGCAGAGUUGGCAGGACGUGUGCAUAAUUGAGAUGAUGGGGUGAGUCCCAGAGAAUGAUUUUUUUCCCUUCAGUCCUCAAGAGUGAGCCAUUACAUUUGUGGGCCUGAGAGGCUUACCUUGUUUUCUUAAAUUUCUGAAUCAGCUGUCAGCUAUGUUGAGUAACUGCAGCCAAAGUUUCCAAUACCUGGGACAAAAAAUCGGCAGGAUUGCUCCCUGACAGUUAUUUGGGUAGAUGAGUUUUGUGUGGCCUUGCUUUCCUUGGGCCUGCCAGGGUUAGAUGAGGCUGGAUAGGAAGACUUGUGUGGUGGUGGUGUGUAUCUGUAAUAUCUGUAGCUGUAUGUGUUUGAGCCUGCCAGGGAACAUUAGCUAUUCUUUGAAUAGAAAUUCAAAACUUGCCCUCGAACUUCACUUGAUGAAAAUUAAAUCCCUUGUUAAGGAAGUUUAGGGUCAUCCAAAAGUACUGACAGCUACUUUGAAUAUUUAUUUCAAGCCAUUUAAUGUAAUUGUUGAUAUAUUUGGGUUGAAAUAUAUCCUUUUAUUUUGUGUAUUUCUUACCUUGCCCUUUGUUCUUUAUCUUGGCCUUUAAAAAAUUUUUAACCCUCUA
Molecule: messenger RNA, 6508 nt
Organism: Aethalodelphis obliquidens (Pacific white-sided dolphin)
Lineage: Eukaryota; Metazoa; Chordata; Mammalia; Artiodactyla; Delphinidae
Product: zinc finger protein 256-like
Exons: 5
Coding region: 206-3538 (1110 amino acids)
Biological process (GO): regulation of cytokine production; negative regulation of transcription by RNA polymerase II; regulation of immune system process
Cellular component (GO): nucleoplasm
Molecular function (GO): RNA polymerase II cis-regulatory region sequence-specific DNA binding; DNA-binding transcription repressor activity, RNA polymerase II-specific
Source: RefSeq, a predicted model, not a curated record